AUGGGUGGUAGCAUGGUCAUUGACACCUCAGCUAAUGGUUUGGUGACUAAUUUGUUAGUGUGUCUGAAUUAUCCUUUGACAAUUUUUGAGCGAGAUUUUGGGAUUGACUUAGUGUGUUUUCCUCUACGUCGGCUUGAGGUUAUUCUUGGAAUGAAUUGGUUGGAGUUUAACCAUGUGUUCAUCAAUUGUUCUGAUAAAUCGGUGGAGUUUCUUGAAUCAAAAGAGAGUAUGGAGUUGAGUUUUAUGAGCACGAGACAUGUAGAGAUAUCCUUGAGUGGGAGUGCUCAGUGGUUUAUGGUGUUUGUGUCCUUGGGUGGGGGAAGCGAGAGAAUGAUUACAUAUCUACUUGUUGUGUGUGAUUUCUUGAGGUGUUCCCAGAUGACCUCAGUGCCGCUAGAGCAUGAGGUGGAGUUUGUUAUGGACUCAGUACCUGGUACUAGUCUUAUAUUGAUGCCUCCUUAUAAGAUGUCUACUUUAGUGCUAACUGAGUAG
Molecule: messenger RNA, 492 nt
Organism: Lathyrus oleraceus (garden pea)
Lineage: Eukaryota; Viridiplantae; Streptophyta; Magnoliopsida; Fabales; Fabaceae
Exons: 1
Coding region: 1-492 (163 amino acids)
Source: RefSeq, a predicted model, not a curated record